CGAAAUGAGAAAGGCCCCGGCAAUAAAGAACGCUAGCUGCCCUAACCUCAAAGAAGAAGAAAAAGCAGCGACAUGUGAUGACGUAGUUAGAGCGCGCCGAAGAAGCUAUCAGUCCGGUUAGCGACGUUAGCUCCAUGGAUGUAUUAUGGUUAGCUCCCCUGUGAAAUGAGACUAUUGAUAAGUUCGCGCUUCUUGUUGGGUGUUUUAUCGUCUUAGAUGGUCCACCAACCAGCCCGGUGCCGAGUAGUAGUUUGCUCCAGUCUCAACCGGCAGUCGUUAUGGCAGCGGAGGGGGAUCUACCAGCAGACCUUCUGACAGAGGAGGUGAAACACAGCAGCGGGGACUUCGUUCCCCCGGACGGGCUGUGCUGGGUGUCCGUGCUGUCCUGUCUGCUGCUGGCGUGCUCCUAUGUGGGCAGUCUGUACGUGUGGAGGAGUGAUCUGCCCAGGGAUCACCCCGUUGUGAUAAAGAGACGCUUCACCAGCGUGCUCAUCGUCUCCGGCCUGUCUCCUCUCUUUGUGUGGACAUGGAGACAGUUCACAGGAGUCAGGACCGGCCCAGCGCUGCUCUCUCUGAUGGGGAUCCGCUUCGAAGGCCUCAUUCCUGCCAUCAUUCUCCCUCUGAUGCUCACCAUGGUGCUGUUCCUGGGCCCGCUCAUGCAGCUGGCGAUGGACUGUCCCUGGAGCUUCAUGGAUGGGUUCCGGGUGGCCAUAGACCCCUGGUUCUGGUCGCUGUGUUUCAGUGACAUGCGCUGGCUGAGGAACCAGGUGGUGGCCCCCCUCACAGAGGAGCUGGUGUUCAGGGCCUGCAUGCUGCCCAUGCUGGUGCCCUGCGCCGGGCCCCUCACCGCCAUCUUCACCUGCCCCCUGUUCUUCGGAGUGGCUCACUUCCACCAUGUGAUCGAGCUGCUGAGGUUCAGACAGGGGACGCUGUCCGGGAUCUUCCUCUCUGCAGUGUUCCAGUUCUCCUACACAGCCGUGUUCGGGGCCUACACCGCCUUCAUCUUCAUCAGAACAGGUCACCUGAUUGGCCCGGUGCUCUGCCACUCCUUCUGUAACUACAUGGGUUUCCCCGCCAUCAGCACGGCGAUGGAGCACCCCCACCGCCUCACCGUCCUCUCCUCCUACCUGAUGGGGGUGCUCCUCUUCUUCCUCUUCCUCUUCCCCUUCACUGACCCCGCCUACUACGGCCUGCCCACCCCCGUGUGCACCCUCACCUCCUCCCCCAGCUCCCUCUGUCUCUCCUGAUCCCCCCCCCCCCCCAACUUUGUGGCCAAGUUACAGUUCAGGUGAGACUGAGGGUUAAGUUGCCAUGGAGAGUCGGGAAAUAUGUGGUCUAUGGCCUCCUGAUAUGUCGGUGCAUAUUCAUUAAAUGAGUCAGCUGAAGCUCUUCUGAGAAGGGGGGGGGUUCAUGUUGCUGGGACCCUGGAAAUGUGUGUGACUGUAGUCUCUGUCCCUGAUCUUAAUGUAGCGCUAACACUGAAGGACACUUCCUCCUCAGAUCCUCUCGUACUGACGAUCAUAAUAUUCCUUUUUGAAUAUUAAUCUUCCACUCGUAGUCCGUUUGCCAGCUCAUAGAAUCCGAGUGAAACCAGAAAUGAUGAGUACCCCAAACUCCUAUGUUAAAAUGUAUAGUAGGGGUCUCCAGUACAUAGAAACUGCAGGAUGGUAACUUGCAUAUGUUGGGCAAUUUGCACAAAAUGGCAGUUUUAACCAGAAAAUGCCAAUAUGUGUAUUCUGUGGACUGAUUUUGAGAUAUUUUGGGACAAUUUCUGGUUGAAACUGCCAUUUUUGAUCCUGAAAAUGAUCCAAGCCAUUUUUCACUAUUGUCCACAUAGGCUAUAAUGCUAAUUCAUGCAAAUGAAUGCAACUUAUGCUAAUUGUGCAAAUGUCCCAACAUGCAGGUUAGCAUCCGUCAGUUUCUAUGUGGUGGAGCCCCAUACUAUUUCUAUCAUAACUAUUUGGUAUACUUCACAUUCCCGGGUUCACACGGCUGACUAGCUUAUCAGCCUGAGCCCGUCUUUUUAAAGGAUAAUUCUUGUUUAUUACAACGUGGUCUUAUUUUCACAAUCCAUUUCCAUCACUUAUAAAUUGACCAAGUUAAUGCAGAGAUUUAGAAACAAAGGUACAUAACAACGAAGGGCAGGUGUAUAGAAAAUUCCAAGGGAACAGUAAAACAUGUAAAGGGGAAAGUUGAGGUAUAUUCAUAUCCAUAUUUACUUGUUUGAGCUUUAAGAGGCUUGCUAGUUCUCACUUUUUAAAAUCUCAGUUGGGACAGUGAUGAACCUUGAUUGAAUGUGAGGGAAUUAGGAUGGGAACCGUAAAAUGAUCACCCAUAAUCAAUCCACUUCCUGGUUAACCUUUGAGCUACUGUACUUCUGGUAGAUUUCUGAAUACAUGAGGGCUUCAGCUGCUGAGUCUUUUUCAGUAUGCUAUUUAAGGAUUCAGCAUGGAUGCACAUCUAAACUGCUGGGAAAAAGCAUUUUUAUUAUAUUUAUCCAGAUAUUCUUCUGGUUUGUUCCUGACCCAUCAGAUAAUCUGACUGUUCAUAGUUCAAAUAGAUAAAUGAUGGCAAAAACAAUGAAAAUAAGACCUUGGUUGUAGAGUUCUGCUGCCCGUUGAGUUUUGAAAAGGUUUAGGGUUUUUAGACGGGUUUGGAUCAUUUCGGUGCCUAAGGUUUAGGUUUUAAAUUGGGCAGUACUAGUUGGGUUUAGUUGAAUCUGAAAGAUUGGGCUUGUUUAGCCCGUACAGAACUCUUAUCAAGGUUUGAUAAACCUGAAUUAUCCUUAAAUUCUUUGAGCAUCUCUUGAGCGAGACAUGGAUAUAUCAUUUUUUUUUUCCCGAGUCACAGCCCUUACAAAAUCGUUCUUGCUGCACUGCAUUGUGGUCCAAAGAGGCUCAUAGACAUGUUGGAUCCUCUCCUGGUUGGAUUCCUCUCUGAAUGAUUGUUAAAGAGCCUGUUGUAGCUGCACUGGAGUUCAGGAAUGUCGGAGAUCACCGUUAGUUGUUUUAAUUUUACACACUCGUUCUUAACCGUGUCAUUUCUUACUUGUCCAGACAAAUCAGACAGCGGCUCUCUGCUGCUGUAGAGAGGCUGGAUGGGUCAGUGUUUGCUAUAAAUGUUAUUUAUAUGCAUGUUU
Trematomus bernacchii (emerald rockcod) is the source of this 3139-nucleotide messenger RNA. RefSeq names its product Ras converting CAAX endopeptidase 1a (gene rce1a). Lineage: Eukaryota; Metazoa; Chordata; Actinopteri; Perciformes; Nototheniidae. The record is from RefSeq and is a predicted model, not a curated record. The coding region runs from base 279 to 1247 and encodes 322 amino acids. The transcript is spliced from 8 exons. Gene Ontology annotation, molecular function: metalloendopeptidase activity. Gene Ontology annotation, biological process: CAAX-box protein processing. Gene Ontology annotation, cellular component: endoplasmic reticulum membrane.